Molecule: messenger RNA, 2348 nt
Organism: Fundulus heteroclitus (mummichog)
Lineage: Eukaryota; Metazoa; Chordata; Actinopteri; Cyprinodontiformes; Fundulidae
Gene: scfd2
Product: sec1 family domain containing 2
Exons: 9
Coding region: 19-2088 (689 amino acids)
Biological process (GO): vesicle-mediated transport; intracellular protein transport
Source: RefSeq, a predicted model, not a curated record
CGCCGUUCAGCAGCAGCGAUGCUGACCGCUGAGGAUUUCGCACAGCUGCCGCACCGCAUGUGGGAGAAGGUGUUCUCCAAGGUGAAGAAAGCCGUGGUUUUCAUGGACGACAGGUGCGCGGAGGCUCUCCACUGGAGCGGCGGGGCUGCAGCCUUGCUGGAAGCCGGGGCCAGGAACGUCAAGCAGUUUUCGAGCUUCGAAGCGGGCGGCGAGAACGAGCCCAAAGCCGUGUUCGUGGUGAGCACCUUGCUCAAAGGGAGGACGGUGGACGUCAUCAAAGACAUCGUCACCCUCAGCCACUUCCAGUACUGCGUCGUCUUCACCGCCGUCCCCCACUCCGUGCACCUGUUCGCCAACAACGUCUCGACGGACACGGAGGCCUGCCCCGUGUUCGAGCAGUUCGAGGAGAAGCUCUGCGAGUGGAUGGGGAACAUGAACUACACGGCGGAGGUCCUGCACUCCCCGGUGGUCUUCGCCCCCGUGUCGCAGCAGCUGACCGUCGCGCCGCCGUUCGCUCGCCUGUUUCCCCUGCUCCCAGCGGACCUGGAGAGCAUCAACGCCAGGCGGCCGGAGAAGAAGAGGUUUGGCGCUUUGAACGACCUGGAUGUCCACGCGCUGCCGGCGGAGCUCCAGAUCGAGAUCAAAUGCCUGGUGUCUGCGUUGAACUCCAUGUUUGAGGCCGCGGGGACGAGGGAGGAGAGCUUCGCCGUGGGGCCGAUGAGCCGCAUCAUCGCAGGGGAGCUGGCCAAUCACAACCAGGCGAAAAACAGGAGGAAGACGGCUCCCAAUAAAGCGUCGAUCAUCUUUAUAGACCGAACUAUGGAUCUGACAGGGGCUGUUGGUCAUCACGGCGACAACCUGGUCGAGAAGAUUCUUACAGUGCUGGAGCCAUUGCCCGGUCACGUGACGGAUGUGCAGGUGGACAUGUUGGAACUCACGGACGUACAGAGAACUCCUCACUCCCACAACACCGUGGCCCCCGGCUGCCUUGCUCAAAGCCAGCCGUCCUCCGCCGGGUCACUGUGGGAGACGAUGCUUACCAGUAAACAUAAAGAGGCUCUGAUGGAAGUCCGUCGCCACCUAGUGGAGGCGGCAACCAAGGAAAAGCUGCCAAUCAAGAUGAGCAUGGGCCGCGUGACCCCCGAUCAGCUGUGUUCCUACGUGAAGUUGUUCCGGAGCAGCUGGGAGGCGCUAGAGAGUCACUGUGGGGUGCUCCAGCUGGCCUUGGCCACGGCCCAGAUGCUCCGACACCCCAGCUUGGCCCGCUGGGAUUCCUGUCUGGCUUUUGAAAGGCUGCUGCUGCAGGCUCUCGGAGACGCCGAUUUCCCCGCCGUGCUAAGGCAGCUGCUGCCCUUAAUGAAGCCCCGUGGAGGCAAGGACAGCUCAUCGUCGGGGUCGAGGCUCAGGGAGGACGAGUGCGGGCCAGAAGAGCUGAUCCUCCUCUUGAUCUAUCUGUACUCCCUGGCCGAGGAGGCGCAGCACACAGAUGCUGCGGAGGAGGAGCUGGAGAAGCUGGAGCGGGAGCUGAUAGGAGCGCUCACGCUGGUCAUCACGCAGGAGACAGAACUCGGCCCGAUGCUCCAAAACCUCACCGGCUGUGCAACCCCAGAGGAACUGAGCAUGGAAAGAGCCCAUACUGCAGUGGAGAACAUGUUCAAGACACUCAGAGGUUUGAGCUACAUGAGAGACCACCUCAAGCAGCUGCGCUCCGUCUAUACUGCAAGUGAUGGAGUUCACCAGGCCACAUACCGUCCGUUCCUGCGACAGAUCCUGGAGGAAGUCUUCCACCCCGACCGACCCGAAUGCCCCGACAUCGAACACAUGUCAGGAGGCCUCACAGACCUGCUGAAGACUGGGUUCAGCAUGUUCAUGAAGGUGAGCCGUCCACGUCCCGGCGACAACCCUCUGCUCUUCUUCUUCCUGGUGGGUGGAGUCACACCUUCAGAGCUCCGUCUCAUCAAAGACACAGUCACCUCCCUCAAACCAGGAACACAGGUGCUGGUUCUCUCCACCCGCUUACUCAGACCGACGGACAUCCCCGAGCUGCUCUUCAGCACCCACAGACUCCAGCCGGAUAUUGGACUAUGAUCGGCCGGCACCAGGGACAAACACAAGCUUUGUGGACCAGCACACGUUUGGACAAUCAGGUGUCGAAGUCAAACAGAUUUUACAGAAAUGACCGCUGAUUAAAAAGAAAGAAAAAAAAAAAAACAAUCCCUGCCUUUUAUGUCGAGACAUAAUCCUCUUUCCUGAAAACAGGACAUAUAAACUCCAGCGGUGUGUUUGACGACCCGAAUGCGUCAUUACGUUAAAUCUAUUGACAAUAAAGUGAUAUACCUUUCACACAA